UUUACCUGCAGAUUUCCUAGUCUUUGUCAACUUCUGUCUCGUUCCGGAACCCUAGCUUGUGAAAACAUCAGUAACAACAUCAUAGUUUUUUUCGCGAUAAUCACCUUGUUAUUUUGAGAGAAAGAUCAUAGAGGAAGGCUUUGCCGUUGCUACUAUCAUUCGUUUUGCUUGGAUUCAAGUUCAACAUCACUGCCGCUUAAAAACAAGAUGGAAGAGUCUAAAGGAAGAAUUCAGUAUGGCUACCAAAGGAAACGGUAUGGAAGAGAUGAUGCCACCAAUAUAGACAUGGGAAUCAGAGUUGAUGCCUCUGAUAGGAUCUCUCGACUGCCUGAUCACGUUCUGCACCACAUCCUCUCCUACCUCUCAAUUAGAGCUGUGGUUCGUUUCAGUGUCUUGUCCAAAACAUGGCACCGAAUCUCGACAUCGUUCCCAGUUUCUGAUUUUUCAGAAGACGUGCUCCGUCUUAGCAAGCGUUAUGAAAUCCAAGAUUGGAAAAAUAAAUUCAUUGACUUUGUGCAAGAUUCUUUGCUUGCACAACACCACCACAACACAAGAUCACACAAGUUCAGACUAUCUAUGGACCUGGAUUCUUAUGAUCCUCAACUUACUUCUCGUGCUGACCACUUGUUGGAACUGGCUACUAAGUGUGGUGUUUACGAGUUUGAUCUCAACUUCCAAAAUAUAUCUCAUUAUUGUUUGCCCCAAGCCCUCCUCUCUGCCGAAGAAAUAACUGUCCUUAGGUUAAACGGAAAUUAUAAGCUCUCCCUCCCUCGUCAUGCCAUAAACUGGCCCUCUCUACGUGUUCUUUCUCUGAUGAAUGUUCGUGUUGAUGAGGCCAUUCUUCAGAAUCUCAUCUGCGGUUGCCCUCUGAUUGAAAAACUUGCUUUAGUUUAUUGUUAUGGUGUCAAAAGCGUUCUUAUUUCAGGAUGUAUAAAACUCAAGGAGGUUGAGGUGAAUGAAGGCGACAGUGUUCUUGAAAGAAUUGAGAUUCAUGUACCAAGUCUCCGAAAAUUUUGCUACAUAACUGGUUUGGUUAAAAGUUUCUUCCACAUCGACAUGACUGGUUGCAGGAAUCUGGAGGUACUAAAGUUAAAGUUUUAUAACAUAACAGAAGUAAUUGGACAAGUAUUUCAGGAUCUUAUUGCUCAAUUUCCUGCCCUUAAAGUCUUGGCCUUGAAUUGUUAUGCUACUUCAUUUAGUAGGAUCAAAAUUUCGAAUCCACAGCUCGAGAAGUUACAACUAUGGUCAUCAGCUCUAACUAAAGUCACCAUCACCAGUCCAAGCUUACAUGCAUUCAAACAUUUUUCCUAUGGAUUUCCAUCUGCGUUUUCACUCGACCAAUCAAGUCUACAGAAAGCUACCAUUCACGUUCACAAAGGCGCUCUCUAUUCUUCUGAUUUCCUCCGACUUAGGGAAUAUCUUGGAAAUUUCAACCAAAUCAGACGUCUCACAUUGCGCAUAAACUAUGUAGGCAUCAGAUUUAUCCCUGAAACAUUAAAUAAUAUCUCCAUUCCAGCUUUGCCUGAUAUCAAGCACUUGAAGCUCAAAAUCUGUCCAUCUACUGGAGCUAGUGGGAGUCUUGCCAACCUGAAAGAUUACAGAGAUAUUGUUGAUGGCUUACUUUGGGUUUGCCAUCCAGAGACUAUACUGCUUAUUUCAGGCUGGAGUUCUGAAAAUGUAUUUAUCCAGAUUCUUUGCGAAAAACUAAUGCAAGGAGGAGAAAAACAUUGUUGCACAUCUUCCCAUAUCAAAUGCUGGCGGCAUGACUUAAAAGACAUUCAAAUCGAGCACUUGCAACGAAAUGCAGAGGCAAAGGCUUUUACAUGUGGUACUUUGUUAGAAUCACUACCAAAUCUUGCUCGAGGGCAAAAGAUUAGAUUCAUUUUCAAUUGGUGAUUCAUUUUAUCCAUGAAGGACAAGGUAGUGUAUAUUUAUUUUAAUUAUUCUGGCAAUAUUUACGUUGAGCCUAGACAAAGACAUAGACAUCUAUGAGUGGUAAGUUCAUGACAUCUUUGCUUGUUUUUGUAAUUGUAUCUGGAAUUUCCUCAAUUAUGGAUUAAUCCUUUUCAAUCA
Populus euphratica (Euphrates poplar) is the source of this 2073-nucleotide messenger RNA. Its product is annotated as FBD-associated F-box protein At4g10400-like. The coding region runs from base 208 to 1896 and encodes 562 amino acids. The record is from RefSeq and is a predicted model, not a curated record. Gene Ontology annotation, molecular function: protein binding. Lineage: Eukaryota; Viridiplantae; Streptophyta; Magnoliopsida; Malpighiales; Salicaceae. The transcript is spliced from 2 exons.